AUGCAGCAAUUACCUGCAUCUUCAUCAAAAAAUGAAGAUAUAGCUUCCUCCUCUUCUAAUAAAAAUACAUCCUACAAGGAAGUUGCGGUUAGUAACCCAUCUCAAGAACAAGUGGAUUAUUUUGAAAAUCCAAUAACUGAAAAAAUCAUGUAUAUUGAUAAAGAAGAUAUUAAGAUAAAUCCAAAUGAUGGAUGGUCUAUCAAAACCAGAUACCACGAAUCAAGAGGAUAUCCAGGUCUUCAUGGAAAAUCUAGGCCUCACCUAGAGAUUCUUUUGACUAUUACCGAAUCGGUAACAAUUACUCACCACUACCAGAACAAUAAUCUUGAAAGUUUUAUAAACUUCAGUAAAUGCCAUAUUAAUAAAAUCUUGUUACCAAGAGAAUGGGGUCUUAACCCAAACGGUGAAAAUGCAAUAAGGAUUGUUGAAGGAAAUUAUAUCUACUUUAAUUACUGGGACUAUGUCCAAACUUUUACUCAAACUUUUUAUUACCAAAAUCCUAAGAACAAGCAUUCUUGGUUUUUCUCUAUUAAUCCAGAAAUGAUUAAUAAACUCAUACCAAAUUGGUUUUACGAAUGGUGGACUAAAUUUGGUCCGUCUUUGGAAAUAUUACCCAAAGAAUUACUUGAUUUAUACAAUCCCUGGUGUGAUAAUAGUCCACUUAUUAUAAAUAUUUUAUCUGAUAAUUUAAUCACAGGACAAUGUCCGUUUUGGUUCUUUACCAAAUUUCAGAUCCCAUGGAUAUGGAGACAGUCUAUCACCAUAUCUCAAGAUAAAUUCAACAUACCCAUUUUAGAAAGAAAUUUCUUCUAUAAAUGGUGGAACAAGAUGAGUUCUGAAGAAAUCCAUAAUAAAAUUAUUCUGAUUCAAGCAACUAUAGCUGAAGACCAAAAUAAAAAAUUCAAAGAGCAAAGCUCCCAACAAAUGUCUAUGGGAAAUUUAAAGAACUUCUUUCAAAAAAAAUAUCCAAAUGAAUCAGAAGAAAUUAUGGUUAGGACUCUGGAUCAUAUGAAGAACCAAUUCUUCUCCACUUUUCCAACUAAAACAUCAAAAGAUGAGAAUUCAUCUAUGAAGACUAGCUCUUCUAUGGGAUCAAUUGAUUCCAACAACUUUGAUUGUUUAGUAGGAGAAGCCCAAGCGAAUGACCCCACUCCUGAAGAUUUCUGGGAUGCGAUGAUUCAAUCCAUGGCUCAUAAAGCAAAAGACAAAGCAAAGAGAUAA
This is a messenger RNA of Lathyrus sativus (Indian pea), 1221 nucleotides long. The record is from the annotation of a GenBank genome assembly. Lineage: Eukaryota; Viridiplantae; Streptophyta; Magnoliopsida; Fabales; Fabaceae.